This is a messenger RNA of Aureobasidium musti, 1731 nucleotides long. The record is from the annotation of a GenBank genome assembly. Lineage: Eukaryota; Fungi; Ascomycota; Dothideomycetes; Dothideales; Saccotheciaceae.
UGCACCCUGCGACGCACAUCCGCCUUUCCAAUGGAGCUCAUGGAUACCCUUUUCGACUCUUCCAAUCAUUCCCUGGUGAUUGCAAGCAGCUUUGCUGCUUUGUACUUUGCAUAUCAGCUGGGCAACAUUGUCUACUCCAUCUUCUUCCACCCUCUGAGCAAUGUUCCUGGUCCUUGGUAUCUUGCUGCCUCUCGCAUCCCAUACAUACGUCACAACUUGAAUGGCACUCUGUUGCCAUGGAUGCAAGAGCUUCAUGAGAAAUAUGGCGCAAUGGUUCGCUACACUCCUAACGAGGUAAGUAAACGAAAGCGGACACUCCUGGCAAUGGUCACAGCCUCCUGGCACGACUCCGAUCACACGCACGCAGUCCGCCAAAACAUAACAAUUACAUUCACCAAACUAAUACACAAUCAANNGGUAUCCGUUAUUUCGGGUAAGGACAACCCAUUCCAAGAGAUUUACGGUUUCCGCACCGGCAAGCAGAAGCAAACUGCAAGCUUCGAGAAAGACCCUGCUUGGUAUCCGCCAGCACCGCAAGGAAUUCCGCACCUCAUAAGCGCUCAAGGAGACAAUCACGGCCGUCAACGUCGUGUCAUCAGUCACGCCUUUUCUGACAAAGCCCUCCGAGAACAAGAGGGCUUGCUCCAAUCGUAUGUUGAUUUACUCAUCUCCAGGUUCCGUGACAUCUCAGAUCGCUCUCCCGAUUACGCUUCAGGCGGCGACGGUUGGGACUCUACUGGCAAGAUCGAGCUUUGCAACUGGUACAAUGGACUCACAUUUGAUGUGAUUACGGAUUUGAGCUUCGGCCAUCCCUUCGGAUCUCUUGCCAAUUCUAAGCAACAUUUCUGGAUUCCCCAAAUCCUUGAGAGUAUCAAAGCUGUAAAGUUUUACUAUGUCAUGCAUUACUUCCCGAUUGUUACAAAACUGGGCUCUUUGGUUGUCAACAAAGCGCAGAUCAAGCAGCGUCUUGAACUUUUCCAAUGGAUCAAAGAAAAGACCGAUGCCAGAGUCGCCACGGAGACACAACGACCAGACUUCGUGACGGCCAUUCUGAAGAACUCAGAAAGUGACAGCAAGAAAGGCGAAGGCCUGCGUGAGGGUGAGCUGCAAAGCAACCUUGUUCUUUUCAUGGCAGCUGGUACGGAGACAACAGCAACCACACUUUCCAUCUGCAGCUAUCUCCUGCUCAAGAACCCAGAUGUCAUGGAGAAAGUCAANAAAGAGGUCAGAAACCGCUAUGAAAGCAACGCCGACAUCGUCGUGGACUCUGCUGCUCAUCUAGAGUAUCUGAAUGCUUGCAUCCAGGAGACUCUGCGCUUAUAUCCUCCUGUGCCUGCAGGAUUCUUGAGGAAGGUCCCAGAAACGGGUGGAGAUGUCGCAGGUGUACAUUUCUCAGGCAAGGGCAAUGUGUUCAACCAAUACAUCGCCAAUCGCUCCAGCCUCAACUUUGUCAACCCGACACACUUUGUUCCCGAGCGCUGGCUAGCCAGUCCGCCACAAGAAUAUGCUAACGACAACCUCGCAAUUGUGCAACCCUUCUCAUUCGGACCUAGAAAUUGCGUGGGCAAGAAUCUGGCGUGGGCGGAGCUUCGCCUGGUAAUGGCAAAGGUGUUGUUCAAUUUCGAUAUUGAGCUGGAUCCGAGGAGUAUCGACUUUGAGGAGAAACUUGAGCAUCAUACUCUGUGGUCCAGACCUAAGUUGUGGGUCAAGUUGACUGCAGUGAAAAAAUGA